Molecule: messenger RNA, 7073 nt
Organism: Rattus norvegicus (Norway rat)
Lineage: Eukaryota; Metazoa; Chordata; Mammalia; Rodentia; Muridae
Source: RefSeq, a predicted model, not a curated record
ACCCAGCUGAAUCUGGUAUCCUUUUACCUUGGCAAGCCAACAACAUUAAGAGUAGAGUUAAAACGUUUUCAGAAAAUAUCUCACUAGAUGAGUCCCUCAAAAAGGAUAUCGCCCCGGAUUCUCAGACCCAAUAAUCUGAGAUAAAGUUACCAUACCUAGCACCAGGAAUUCUGUAUACGUUAAUUUUAUAUUUUAUUCCUACCGAGAACGUUAACUUUUCCUCUCUUUUGAGAAAGUCUUAUUCUGUAGCUCAAGGCUGUCCUCAAACUUAAUUAGAUUCUCCUGCCUCUACCAUGGAGAGAUUAUGGUGUGGACCAACAUGUCUGGCUCAGGUGCAGACUGUAAUAGAAUGAUUGUUGAAUAAUAUUCUAGUUUUAAUUCUGUUGCUCUGAUAAAAACAUCCCGACAAAAACCAACUAGGCUCACAAUUCCAAGUGACAAUCAAGCACUGUCGAAGUCAAGAAAGGAAUCUUAUGCAACUUGUAACAUCUGCAGUCUGGAACAGAGAAAAUACAUGCCUGCUUAGUGAUUUUUUUUUCCCUUAUAUCCAGUGCUCACACCCAAAGGAUGGUGACAUUCACAUUCAGGCUGGGUCAUCCCAGAGUAGUUAACCAAAUCAAUAAAAAUAUCCAGUAACCUUUCCCACAGGCCAACCUGAUGUAGAGAAUCCUUCACUGAGAUUCUCUUCCUACAUGAUUCUAGGUUGUGUGGAAUUGACAAACUAUAUCAGGUAGUAAACAACAAACUUUGAAUUGUAAGGUUAUUGGAGGGAUAGAGGAGAGAGCACAUACAGCAUGACGCUGCUUCAUUAAGGAGCAGCACCUUCUAUUCGGAAAGCUAUACCUGGGAGAGCGUGGAAGCCACCUUUCCGUCAUGGCCAUACUUCUGCACAUCUCCAGGAAUGCUGCUUUCAGUGUACCUUCUCCACACCACGUGAAGUUUCCUAUCACAAAAUACCUCAGUCCCCACGAUUAGGACUUCCAUCCACUGCUAAAAUUACUUAUUCCAACAACUCACUUUGUAACAAGACUCAUAAGUAGGUGAUAAAUUGAGUCCCACUAACCGUAUGCAAAGUCAAACGUGGAUCAAAAUGACACUUAUCUCCUAAGCCAUAGAAGCUUAAAACAGUGAUGGCAUACGGUGAACGCAAUUAUUGUUCUGACAAGUGGUAGUCACUGCAAAGCUUGAGUAUUUUCCCUAGAAUAGCUAUCCAUAGGAGGUCUCAAGACUGUCUUUUGAGGAAAGCCCAAGAUGAAUUUUGCCAUAGUUUUGUGACUUUCCUAGGGAGAUGCCACACAACAUUGACACUCUCUCCCAUGGGAAGCCCAUCACAGACAUUGUAUAGUUACCGCCCAAGUCCAACUUGGUGAAGCAAUGAGUUUUAUUGGAAUUAUUUACAGGAACAGAAAAAGACUCAAAAGACCGCUAGCCGCAUCACCCAAGCCCACCCCAACAUGGGUGAUACCUCACAAAAGCUGAGAACCUGGAAAACACUGCCUACAGGCAGCUCAACAGGUUGGAACCUGUUCUUUUAAAGUUGUUCUAAACCUCUUCUGCUGAUUUCUGCUCCCUCCGGGCAGCUGGUCUGGUCUGAGAGUCUUCUUGGCAACUUGGCUCAGUUAAGAGGGACUCUCAGGCUUUAUUGUUUCCUCUGGCAGGGAGGGAGAGGCCUAGUGAAUCUGCUCAGUUUCAGGUCUUGAAGCUGUUUGAGCUGUUUACCUUCCUGUUUAAAGAGCUUUGCUACAGGAUGGAAUGUUUCAAUCUUGGAAUUCAUUUCAGGGCUGCGGAUCUAGAAUCUGGGUUUAGUGCUUAGAAUAGUGUGUGCUGCCUUUGUAGGACUUAGGACAGGAGAAGUCUCUAUUCUCAAAACAUAAACCCUGUGUUUUGCUGGUUUGUUUGUUGCAACACACAAAAAGUCCAAGUGGGUUGUUUGUGGAGUUCAUUUCUUGGGCCCUACAUUUAACUAUCAGCAGAGAACUCUGUAGGUCAGGUCACCACUUGCUUUCCCUGUCUGUUAGGAUGGCCAAUGACCUAUUUGUUAUCCGGUAAUUAACAGCCUGCACCUGGUCUCCUCACAGCACCAACCCGAUUGCAAUCUGGGAGUGAAUUUCAGUUGCAGCUGCUCCUACACACAUUCUUGCCUUAGGAAGUCAGUGAGUUCAGGAAGUCAGUGAGUUCCUGGAACUUUUUGACAGUGGUGGGGAUUGAGCCCAGGGCCUUUGUGCCUGCCAUGCAAGCACAGGAUUCUGAGGGGUCCACUUAAAUCCAACAUAACUCAAACAUCAGGUCAAUGCAGAUGACAAAAAUGUAAUCAAGCUGAUAUGGAUUGAUCAGGGCCAAAGAACAGACUCAGGAGAGCCAGGACCCCAAAGAAUGCUGCAUGGCAUAUUUAAAGGCUAAAACCUCGAAGCAAAGCGGAGCAGGAUAGGCUGGAGCACCGUCCAAUCAUAUUUUGACAUAAGGGGUUGAGCUAGGAAGUUUUCAACAAUCAGAUUAUGACCAGGUCCCUGGCUCUGGGAGCAUGAACUUAGUUUGACCCUGCCAGCAAGAUGGAGAAAUUGUCUUUGAUGUGUCUGGAUUCAGACAACUGUUCCCUUACAGGUUAUCCCUGAAAUAUCUGAACUCUUAUAUUAGAAGCUGUUAAACUAUUGGGAAGUCAACUUCCCUUGGGCCUGGGACCUUCAAUUUAGUUUCUCCUUAUGAUACAUGGAGUGGAAAAAGGAAAUGGUGGUACUUAGAAUAAAUUUCUUUUGCUUCUUCCCAACAGAGCUACAGUCUCAGCCUUAUAGAACAUUUUGAUAGUUAAGGAAUGGUUGGUUAGAAACCCAUGGUAGAAUCAAUAUACAUUAGUCCCACUUUCCAAGGCUUUGAAUAUUAAUGUCCAGUUUUGGCCAUUUGGUACCAAGAUUAAAGUCUUGUUGACAGUUACUCCAAGACUUGGCCAUCCAUCUUAGAUAUCUCAACCCACUAUUACGCCACCUCUGGGAGACAAUUUUGCUUUAGUCCUCAUUAAAAAUGUGAAUUUCUCUAUAAACCCCAGCUCUAGCCCAGGUCUGCACCAGCCUCCCCACAUCUUUCCUUCAGGUGUUGGGGUGAGGGAUCUGUUUCCCAGCCCCAUGGCACCCGUAGGACCAUGAGCAUAUUACCCUUCGGAUAUCACUAUACACUUCUGCGUUUCCAUCCCUUUAUAGAUCCCUAUAACAAGAAUAUAUCCUGAUUCAUUUUAUCUUGCCUAGAAAGGGAUAGCCAGGGAGGGGAGAAAACCAGCCCUCUUUCCUUGACCUGUUUCCCUUUCUUGCUUCUCCUGUACAGCCCAGUCCUUGAACAAGCAGCCCACUUUGGACUUAUUUCCACCAUUUCUUCCACUGUUCACCACUUAAUAUAAGACAUUCUGCCUUUUGCUCAGCCAGGAACAAAUUUAAAAAUGCAGAGUCUCAGCCAUGCAGUGGUGGCACACAACUUUAAUCCCAGCAGUUGGGAGGCCAAGGCAGGCAAAUCUCUGAGUUCAAAGCCAGCCUGGUCUACAGAGUGAGUUCCAGGACAGGUACACAGAGGAACCCUAUCUCAAAAAACAAAAUCUCAGGGUCUACCCUGCACUGAUUCAAAAAGAAGAUGUCCACUCCAGUAGUGAUUUGACAAAUCGUCUUCUGGAAGGUGGGUCUUCCAGAGAAGCUGCAAUUAAGGCCAACUGCUCAGCUCACUAAGCCUCUCGAAACCUUUACCAAGUUCCAUAAUAUGGAGAGAUUGCCAGGCUGUCAUUUAAAAUAGAUCAAGUUGUAAGUAGGUGCUUAAUGUAGAUUUAGAGAAUCGUCUUUCUCUCCUCUGAAAUAUUUUCUAAAUCCGCACCAUCCCCAUUCCGAAGCCUUGGACCGACUUCCAUCAGCCUCACUUCCCUAGGCCCUGCUGCUCUCCAGAGUUGGUCAGGCUGACGUCUGGACAUUGAGAAAGCUGACUUAACACAACUUUGUAGCUGCCAGGUUCCAAAUGUAACAUUUGAACUUUUAUCUAAUGCCAAUAAAUUAUGUUUCACGAGUGGAUCGUCUGCAUAGUUAUGUCCACGCCUUCUUUUAUACAGUUUCAUAUUUGAAGGCACUAAAACAGGAAUGGUUAUAACAUCUUAAAAUCUCCCUGCCUCUUGCACACAAGUCAACAGUGAGUUUCUCCUCCCAGCUGCUCUGACAGACGUCAGUCUCUACAAAUCCAAACAAGGAGUGAAGUCUUAAGAGCUUAUGAGUGUAUAGAAUAGUUUCAACAAAGGCAUGAGCAACAUUUUCAAUUAAAAAGGAAUCUGAAGAUAAACACUGCAGUCAUAGAGGAGGCUGACAGCCCCCUGCGGACUCUGUACUGCCCUCCCCAGCGCCUCCACCUUCCGGAACGCUGAACUGGCCAUUUUACCCUGCUUUUCUUUCAGAUGGCUUUCAUCAUCCGUAAUCCCAACCGAUGGGUAAGCAGGUGCUUAUGUUGCUUAGAUAUGGAGAAGAAAAUCGUAGUCCUCUUAUCUAUGUGAACCAAAAGGCAGCUACAGAGCUUUUCUCAGUGUGCUAUUCUAGAUGGGAAGCACUAAUUGAACCAGACUUUUUAAAUGUUUGCCCUCUCAUGUAGCUUAUGACAGAAUCAGUGUCAAGGGCUGGAAAGAUGUCUCAGCUGUCAGCACAGCUGCUGCUCCUGAGGACCCAGGUUUGACUCCCAGCAUCCACAUGUCAGUCCAUAACUUCUGUUCCAGGGAAUCUAAUGUCCCCUAACCUCUAUAGGCACCAGGUAUGCACAAGGUAUACAAACAUGCAUGCAGGCAAAACACCUAUACAUAAAAUUGCUUUUUAAAAGAAAAACUCUGGGUCAGAAUUUCAAGUUAUUAGGUUACUAAAUUUUUAUUAUAUUCCCAUGGCUAGAACACAUGAGAAAACUGUUUUAAAGAUUAAUUUACUUUAGGGUCUCAUCACUAAAGUUUUCUUAACGCGGUUUUUGAGAGGAAAGGCAGCCUGUGUGAAAUCAAUAUCAAAACUAAAGAGUGAAUGAACUGAUCACCCUGGGCUCCAGCUAUUGGAGUAAAAUUGUGAACUUUGCUUUAAAAGUUAUCUAGACACACUUCUGUUCCAAACAGAAACAGUGGAAUACGAGAGAAAUCCACGGACACGUCAAGUUCCUCUAGAAAAGGGUGAGGCAGCCCCUGGGUUUGCAACUGGAAGCAGCUUGGCGGGGGAUCUUCAAAAACCCUGAACUCUAGCUUUCAAGAAAGCAAGGGAACAGGAUCUGGGAGAGAAAAGCGAACCUUUCUAAACACCGAAAUUAAAGCAGAUCCCCUCGUGUCCUACUUCACACCACUGUUAGCCACCUAAGCAGUGCCUGCUGUGGUCUUUCUCAAAGCAACCCGGUGCACUGGCACCAGGAAUCUCCCACCCAGGUCCUCUGAGAGCAUCGCACCCUGUCUGUCUGCUGGCUCCACCCAGACCCUCGAAGGAACAGCAGUUGGGUUUGGUGUGGGUAAGCCCACCUCAGGCCCCGCCCUCCGCACCUCCCUCCGGGCAGCAAGGUCCUUAAGGUCCUGGUUCGCUCCCCAGCCGCUCAGAAAAUUGGGGCUGCGACUCUGCCAGCAUCUGGCUUUGAGGGGCGUGCCCGCCGCGUAGAAUGGACAGCAGGGCGCGGAGCUCUUCCAGAAAGACCCACGGGAGAGGUAGCAGGUCCUCUUCUAGGGAUGACAAGAAGUCAAAGGCCGGGAGGGGCAACAGAGGCCGCGCGCGCCCGGAUGCUGGGGCAGAGCGGCAGAGCGCCGGGCGGACGGGGACCCGGGAGGAGCACCGAGCUCCAGCAGCCACGGUAGUGAAUGUGGACGAGGUUCGAAGCCCGGGUGAGGAGGGUACGGAAGUGGUGGCCCUGCUGGAGAGCGAGCGACCAGAGGAAGGGAUCAAGCCCUCUGGAUUAGGGGCCUGCGAGUGGCUUCUUGUCCUCUCCUCCCUGAUCUUCAUCAUCGUAACGUUUCCCUUUUCCAUCUGGUUCUGCAUAAAGGUUGUUCAAGAAUACGAAAGAGUAAUUAUAUUCCGACUGGGACAUCUGCUUCCUGGAAGAGCCAAAGGACCUGGCCUGUUCUUUUUUCUACCCUGCCUGGACACCUAUCACAAGGUUGACCUCCGUCUCCAGACCUUGGAAAUACCUUUCCAUGAGGUGGUAACCAAAGAUAUGUUCAUAAUGGAGAUAGACGCUGUCUGCUACUACCGCAUGGAAAAUGCCUCCCUUCUUCUAAGCAGUCUAGCUCAUGUGUCCAAAGCCAUCCAGUUCCUGGUGCAAACCACCAUGAAGCGCCUCUUGGCACAUCGAUCCCUCACUGAAAUUCUCCUGGAAAGGAAGAGCAUUGCCCAAGAUGUAAAGGUGAUUGCUGCCGAAGGGGAAAAAGCUGCCUCUGAGUCCCUGAGGAUGGCGGCUGAGAUUCUGUCGGGCACCCCAGCUGCUGUCCAGCUCCGGUACCUGCACACUCUUCAGUCCUUGUCCACAGACAAGCCGUCCACCGUGGUUUUGCCUUUACCCUUUGACAUGCUGAACCUUCUCUCCUCUCCCAGCAACAGAGCACAAGGAAGCAUCAACUACCCAAGUUCUCCCAAACCUGUUGAACCACUAAAUCCCAAAAGGAAGGACUCUCCUAUGCUAUAGGGGCAAGUGGACAAGAGUAAUGGGAAUACACCAUAUAAAGCCGUAUCCCUGAGCGAGGCAUUCGGUCCCCACGCCCAGGCCCACCCUGCCCUUGUUGUUUGCCUUUUGAGUGUAUCAUGUCACAAGAUGGACACACGCAUGAGAACACAGUGAAAUGGCAGAGAAGACAUCCAGCCACACAAGUGGGUCGUCUCAUCAUUCAUUACAGGAAAGAAAGAGAUUUAGAAUUUUGGGUUGAGGGGCUGGAGAGAUGGCUCAGUGGUUAUGAACACUGACUGCUCUUCCAGAGGUCCUGAGUUCAAAUCCCAGCAACCACAUGGUGGCUCACAACCAUCUGUAAUGGGAUCCGAUGCCCUCUUCUGGUGUGUAAGACAGUGACAGUGUACUCAUCAUAUAUAAGAUGAAUAAAUAAAACCUUUAAAAAAAAAGAA